This is a messenger RNA of Epinephelus moara (kelp grouper), 3083 nucleotides long. RefSeq names its product low affinity immunoglobulin gamma Fc region receptor II-a-like. Gene Ontology annotation, molecular function: transmembrane signaling receptor activity. The transcript is spliced from 9 exons. Lineage: Eukaryota; Metazoa; Chordata; Actinopteri; Perciformes; Serranidae. Gene Ontology annotation, biological process: cell surface receptor signaling pathway. The record is from RefSeq and is a predicted model, not a curated record. The coding region runs from base 993 to 1928 and encodes 311 amino acids.
AUGAAAAGAAAGGAAGGAACCACAGGGGAAACAUUGAGAGAAAGAAAAGAGGAAAUCAACACACUGAUGGUGUUUUUUUCUAGUUUGUCUGCAUGUAUUUAUGGAAACCUGUGACCUCAUCACCUCAGAGCUAGCAGCUAAUUUGCAUCUGUUGUCCCCUGGCAGGAAGACAACAAAUAAACAAACAAAUAAACAGAGCAGCAAAAACACCACAUGAAACAGGACGAUACAGAAAAGUCCUUCAGUGUGAGAUCAUCACAGACACAGUAUAUUCGAGGCAAUCACUGCUGAUGAAACUUCUGUGCUCACUUUACCUUGACGUUAGAUUUAAAGGUUCACACUGCAGGGUGCACAGACUCCAACAGAAGGUGUCCCUCUCGAUCGUCACUCGUGACCCAUCAGAGGUGUGUGUUGAUGUAUUUAUCUACAGAGAUGUGUGUGGACCCCCACAGCGCUCAGCGGAGGUUGUGACCAGGUGUCAGAGUCACAGUCACACUGACCACAGAAAGACCUGCCAGCACUUGCAGAACAGACACAGGAGGCUAAACUGAGCAGAGCUGCCACAGAAGUGACUGCGUCUACGUCAUCAGGAUCAUAUGAGAAGAUGUUAACCUGAGGAAAUGAUGUAUCUCAGGAUAUUACAGUGACCAUGAUCCCUUUGCAUUUUAGUGGUCAGGUUGGUCACACCUGCCUCUGUGCAGGUUGUUACACAGUCAUUUAUGCAAUCAUCUAACUUUCCUGUUUUAUACAUCAUGAGUUUAAGUUCCUGGUUCUCAGGAUUAAGUCUUUAGUUUUUGGCUCCACCCACUGAUAUCUGACUGAACAACUGAGACAGCAGCUCUGUGUGUCUGUCUGUCUCUGAAGGUCUUCAGGUUAAAGCAUACAUUUAGUGUUGCGUGAUCAACAGCAGGUUGAAGCCACACAGGAAGAGACCACCUCUCAAGGCUUCUGGCACUUCAGUGUGAUGCUCAGUCAGUCAGCAGCGAGGCAACAUGGAGGUCACGGCUCUCUGCCUCACACUGUUGAUGAACGUGUUGCUCCUGCUGUGUGCACAUCAUCAGGAAGUUGAAUCAGCAGUGCUUCAUGUCGACCCAAACAGACUGCAGUUCUUUGAGUAUGAACCUGUAACUCUCCACUGUGAGGGGCCCAAAGGAGAGGAACUCUCAUGUAAAUCUACCAAUACGCUGAAGUCAACAGGGUCGUCCUGCACCAUCAAAAAUGUUUUUCCAGAAGACGGUGGGGAGUACUGGUGUGAGGGUAAAGGAGGAGGGAGGAGGAGCAACAGCGUCAACAUCACUGUCACUGCUGGUUCAGUGAUCCUGGAGAGUCCUGCCCUUCCUGUGAAGGAGGGAGACGCUGUGACUCUGCGCUGCAGAAACAAGACGACCUCCUCAACCCUCACAGCUGAGUUCUUUAAAGAUGGCCGCUCCAAAGGGAGCAGCUCUACAGGAAACAUGACCGUCCAUCAUGUCUCCAAGUCUGAUGAAGGACUCUACAAGUGCAGCAUCUCUGGAGCUGGAGAGUCACCUGGGAGCCGGCUGGCUGUCACAGGAGAUCACAAAGAGACCACUCCCACCUCCUCCAGUUCUACACCAUGGAUUGUUACGACUCUGUUAUUGUUGGUUCUGCUGAUGGUGGUGGGAGCACUUCACCUCGGCAAACGUUACUGGAACAGAGCUUCUGUAGAGGCCGGUGCAACUGGUGGAGACAAAGGGGUGUAUGCUACCGUAACAAGAAACAGGAAGAAGAAAGAUGAUGAUGCAUUGGCGUCUACACCCGUCUACUACACCUUGGGCCUGGAUGACACUCAACAACUGGCAGGACCAGGAGCAUCUACCACGACAGCAACACCUGUUCCCUCAGCAGGGACCAAUCCAUCUUUAACGGACAUUGCCUUUUACUCUACAGUCCAGUGGCCUACUGGGUGACUGCUGAUCAAAGGGGGAGCUUGAAAAGACGUGCUCACCAUUUGACACAGUGCACCUGAAUUAGCAACGCAAUGACAUGAGUGAAAACACAGAAGUAACACAGCCCCAUACUCAAAGGUAUCAGUGUUUGUUUUAGCAGCUUUUAGAAUUUAGUCUUAAGACAAAAACGUUUUAUUAGUUUGUCGCAUUUUAGACUUUUAAUGAUGAUGUGUUAAUACUGUGUGUGUCAUGUCUCCAGCAGUGUGUGACAGGUUGUAUAAGAUAAUGUGUGUGUCAUGUCUCCAGCAGUGUGUGACAGGUUUAAGGGCUGAUUUACGAGCACACACUUACUGAUCAUCAUCUGAAAAGCUCAACAUCUCUCUAUUUAUGCUCUCAACAAAUAAUGUGAGCCAACUAGGAUUUGUCCCCAGGUUCAUUGUAAACUCUGACUUAUCCAUGUGACUGUUAAGAAGCAGAAACAUAACUUGAUUAAAGCCUGAAUUCUUUCUUCAUCUGCAACAUGUUAGAGUCAAAGAUUAAAACUGGACUCUGAGCUCAUUCAGAGAAAACUGAUCUGAUUCCAGACUGUCUACACAGAUAAAUGAGCCUGUUAGACAGCAAUCAAAUGCUGACCUUCUCCAGACAGUCCAAACUGAGUGGAGACGUGUGGGGAGGAGAUUUAAAGACGGGCGGGUGGCUGCUUGCUCUGCUGCUAACAAGCGGAGCUAGCUGCUAACAGCCACCACUGCAACUAACAAACUCCACAAAUCCAUUCAGCAGCUCCACCAUCCACAGUCAGACACACACGGCUGAUUAUUUACUGCUGAAUUACAGCUCACAACUCGCACCAACCCAAACAUCCUGGUGCAGACUAUUUACUGGAGUUUGCAGCCUGUCAGUGCUCCGAGCUCAUACUACUCAUGUGGCAAUAGAAAAUAACUGCAAGCCUUCUGCUCCUUGUCCAACACUGACACUUCUCAUCAACAAAUAUGAAGCAUUGAUGUUAUCAUAGCUUUCAUUAUCUAGUUCUAGUUUUAACUUGUCGACGUCUUGUCUUUGUCACCAAAAAAAAGGUUGUUGAAUACUUUCAUUGUCGUUUUUGUAAAUGAAAUUAGCACUGUAUCACAAAUGAAUGUUCAUUUCUGUACAAAUAAUGUAUGAAUUAAACAUAAUAAU